This is a messenger RNA of Centropristis striata (black sea bass), 2401 nucleotides long. RefSeq names its product DOMON domain-containing protein FRRS1L. The transcript is spliced from 5 exons. The record is from RefSeq and is a predicted model, not a curated record. Gene Ontology annotation, biological process: regulation of glutamate receptor signaling pathway. Bases 533 to 1381 code for a protein of 282 amino acids. NCBI's taxonomy places the organism in Eukaryota, Metazoa, Chordata, Actinopteri, Perciformes, Serranidae.
UGAGUCGAUCCAAAUCCAAAUCCUCUGAAAGACUGUGUGUGAACUGUUUUGAAUACCCUUUCCAUCUCUUUGGAGCAUUAUCCCCAAUUGAUUGAUCCUGAUAACAGCACGUAGCGGCUCCUCAUUGGAUGCUACUGUGAUUGACUGAGGAGGAGCAGAGAGGGAGGCCGGGCGAAACCAUUCAUCCGUCCAAUACUCCGACUGAAAAAAUGUGAAGAUUAAUGAGCACUACGAGGCAUCUAGGUUCGGAUUUCGAAGAGGAUUAUGGGCGUGUAGCUGAAUUAGAUGGUGCGAUUACAAAUCCUGGUAAUUUAGGGUUGGAUUAGCCUAUUAAUCACUCGGUCAUCGGCGCUGAAUCCCCCCACAUCCCUGCGCAUAAACAGCCAAACAGGCAGCAGGGAUGCGGGGAUGAUUGUGUGACGCUGCGAUGGGUACCUGCGGAGAUACCGAGAUUCAAACAAUAAUGAGGAUCGGGUCUGAUUUCAAGUCGCUUUAGUCGAUCUAAUCGCUUCCUUGUCGACGUUAUUUGGCCAUGAUGUUCCUGCGGAGGCUCAUGCAGCUGCUGGUGCUGCUGAUCCAGAGCGGAUGGUGGGGGGUCGCGCCGAGUCCCACCGAUGAGGGAGCACUCCGGGCCGGCCACGGGGAGCACGGAGAGCCGGGACACCAGGAGCCUCACAAGGACUCCUACAGCACCUUCGCCUCCGAGUUCCUAGAGUCCAGAUACCUGUCCGAUGACGGUUAUCCAUUCCCCACCGCCCCACCAGUGGAUCCCUUUGCCAAGAUCAAAGUCAGCGACUGUGGAGUGACCAAAGGCUGCAUAAGAUAUGGAAAGCCAGGCUGCGAUGCAGAAACAUGUGACUACUUCCUGAGUUAUCGUCGCAUCGGGACAGACGUGGAGUACGAGAUGAGUGCAGACACAGACGGCUGGGUGGCCGUAGGUUUCUCCUCUGACAAGAAAAUGGGAGGAGACGAUGUCAUGGGCUGUGUCCAUGACGAUAACGGACGUGUACGGAUUCAUCACUUCUACAAUGUCGGACAGUGGGCGAAGGAAAUAAAGAGGAACCCUGCCAGAGAUGAAGAGGGCAUUUUUGAGAACAACCGGGUGACCUGCCGCUUCAAAAGGCCGUUAUACGUCCCGAGAGAGGAGACACUGGUGGACUUACACCUGUCAUGGUAUUACCUGUUUGCAUGGGGACCUGCCAUACAAGGUUCCAUCACGAGGCAUGACAUCGACAGUCCGCCUGUCAGCGACCGCAUGAUCAGCAUCUACAAGUACGAGGACCUCUUCAUGCCUUCUACAGCCUACCAGACCUUCAACUCUCCCCUCUGCUUACUGCUCAUAGUAGCUCUCACCUUCUACUUACUGAUGGGAACGCCAUAAUGAAGUGAGCACAAAAAAAAGAAGGAACAGAAGAUGAAGCAGCAAUAAAAAAAAAUGUCUGAUGCCACAUUCAAGUGUGCACUUUGCACAAAUAGACACUGUAUUAGAUAUAUUAACCACAAUAUAGAUAAUAUAUUCAUUACUCUGAGCUCAUACAGAGAAUCUUGACUAAUUAUUAAACCUAUGUUAUAGAGUUGUCAUGUACUGGUGUCAGUACAAAACAAGAGGUCUGAUAAAAAAGUAGUGUUAUAGUAGACAUAGGCCAUUUAUUUUCAGUAUUUAUGAUAGCUUCCAAGUAUUUAAAGAAUAUGAGGACUACACUUGAUCAUAAAUAAAUCUCACAAGUCUUCGAAAUUCUGCAUGCACUGGGAAAUCUGGACAUGAUUUCAGAAACUUGCUGUUCACUGGUGAUGAGAAGACAGCGCCUCAUGUUGAAUUUGGCUAAAACACAAAAGGUUUUCUGAGGACGAAAGAAAGAAAACAAGCAGCUCACAGCCGUUUGCACACACUCUUCCUGUCCCUUUAUCCUCCUGUGUUCAAAUGGAGAUCAUGCAAAAGCAAGAAAAAGUUGUUUUAUGUUGUUCAUACUAUCAAAAAUACAGUUUGCAAGUUUUUAGGGAGUGCCUACAGUGUGCAUUUGACAUGCAAAACAUUUUACUUUUUCUUACGUUUGGCACACAGAAACACUCGGCUCAUCUCACUUUUCCUCAGUUUCCUUUUAAGAUCUUUUCCUCUUUCUCAACCACAGUGGCUGUUGGGUUUGUUUAUCAGCACUGUGCCACUGUGACUGUCUUUAACACAGAGACAGAGAAAUUGCUUCAUGAGUAACUGUUGCAAGCAAUAACACACUGAACAAGAGCAAACUGUGGACUGAAGAACAGUUUGCUCUUAGAUGGACUAUUUUUCCCCAGGCUGUUAUUGUAGCCGUUUGAUCUGUAUUAAAAAUGGACAAAUAUGUUAAAAUGAACUGAACCGUGGUUGUGUUUAUUACGAAUAAACCUAUGAAAAACAACAACACAA